AUGACUUCAAUCAUCAAAUUAGAAGCAUUGUCAGGUGUGCAAGACGAUGGACCCUUGUGUUACUUGUUGCAGGUUGAUCAAGUUUAUUUUUUGUUGGAUUGUGGUUGGGACGAACGGUUUGACAUGGCAUACAUAGAAGCUGUGAAACGGCGUGUCCCUUUAAUCAACGCUGUUUUAUUAUCUUACGCUGAUAUUUCGCAUGUCGGUGCUUUACCAUAUCUUGUACGAAAAUGUGGUCUUAACUGUCCUGUUUAUGCUACUAAUGAAGUAUUCCGUCAGGUUCCCGUGUAUAAGAUGGGACAAAUGUUUCUGUAUGAUUGGGUUAACGGUCACACCAGCGUCGAAGAUUUUGAUCUGUUCAAUUUAGACGAUGUUGAUGCCGCAUUCGAACGGGUGCAGCAGGUGAAAUAUAGUCAGACGAUUUUACUAAAAGGGGAUAAUGGUCUUCAAAUAACACCACUACCAGCUGGGCAUAUGAUUGGUGGUGCUAUAUGGCGAAUAACGAAAAUGGGAGACGAAGAAAUUGUUUAUGCCGUUGAUUUCAAUCAUAGAAAAGAGCGACAUUUGAAUGGCUGUACUUUUGAUGGUAUUGGACGACCAAAUUUGCUUAUAACAGAUGCUUUCAACGCACUUUACAGUCAGCCACGACGAAAGCAGCGCGAUGAAUUAUUAGUUACAAGGCUUCUAGGCACCGUUAGAGAUGGGGGUGAUGUUAUGGUAGUUAUUGAUACCGCUGGAAGAAUAUUAGAGAUUGCACAUUUGCUUGAUCAAUUGUGGCACAACGCUGAGGCGGGUUUAAUGACAUAUAAUUUGGUGAUGCUCAGUCAUGUUGCAUCAUCAGUUGUUGAGUUUGCAAAAUCGCAAGUAGAGUGGAUGUCCGAUAAAGUUUUGAAGUCAUUUGAAGUUGGUCGCUAUAAUCCGUUUCAGUUUCGACAUGUCCAACUUUGUCAUACUCUUUUGGAUUUAAUACGUGUGCGAAGUCCAAAGGUUGUACUUGUCAGUGGUCUGGAUAUGGAAAGUGGUUUUUCGAGAGAACUAUUUUUAGAUUGGUGUACGGACAUGAAAAAUUCAGUUAUUGUAACUGGACGCUCUGGGGACCGUACUCUUGGAGCUCGAUUGAUACGAAUGGCUGAGCAAGCAGCGGAAAAUCCUACUGGUUCUAUCAAUCGUAAUUUGACAUUGGAAGUAAAGCGUAGAAUUCGUUUAGAAGGUGCUGAAUUAGAAAGUUAUAGAGCGAAAAAACGAGCAGAAGAACGUGAAGCAACUCGAUUGCGACUAGAAGCUUCGCGACGAAAUGCCAGGUUGGAGCAGGCAGAUUCAUCUGAUGACAGUGACGAGGAUCCCGUUUUAAUCGUUCCUCUGCAGUUAUAUGGACCAUCAAAUAACAAAAUACCUAAUGUGCUUUGUAGUUCAAAGCGUACUGCCACUUCAACUCUUAACAACUCUUCGACUACGACUUCUGCGACGGGUUUUACAGAUUUAUCGGUUGCGCAGAUAGCAGAGCAGCGGUCGCACGAUAUCAUGUGGAAAUGGGAGCAACAACAAAAGUCUUCAUUUUUCAAACAAAGCAAAAAAUCGUUUCCAAUAUUUCCAUAUAUCGAAGAGAAGACACGAUGGGACGAUUAUGGUGAGAUCAUACGGCCCGAGGAAUACAUGGUUACGGAUACUCCUGUAGUACCUCAAAUCCCUAUUGAUCAUAAAGAAAACGCUGAUGUUUCUACAGAUGGACAACUGGUACCAGUUUAUGAAGAAAGGGAAUGGCCAUCGAAAUGUGUCAGUCAGAUCAUGAAAAUGGAGGUAUUUUGCAAAGUGGAUUUCAUUGAUUUUGAAGGACGUAGCGAUGGGGAAUCGGUAAAAAAAAUUUUGUCGCAGAUAAAACCCAAGCAGUUAAUAAUUGUUCAUGGUUCUUCAGCAGCUACCAGACAUCUUGCGCAGUAUGCUCAACAAAAUGGAAUUGUGCAGGGUAAGAUAUUUACGCCUCGCUUGGGCGAAAUUGUUGAUGCAACAAUUGAGUCUCAUAUUUAUCAAGUGACACUAAGUGACGCCGUUAUGUCAUCACUUAUUUUCCAGACGGUAAAAGACGCUGAGUUGAGUUGGUUGGAUGCAAGAAUAUUGAGAAGAAAAAUGAUGACACCGCUACAUAUGCAAAGUUUAGAAGGGAAAGAUGAAAAUGCGGAACCAGUGAAAAGUACUGAGGAUGAGCUAAAACAGAUGGAGCAAGAUGUAGAACCAUGCGAAGCAAUGCGUAUGAGUAAUUUGAAAGCUGCAUCUGCGGAUACAUUUUGUCUGGAGCCCGUGCUUUCUGCUAAUAUUCCGUGUCAUCAGGCAGUAUUUGUGAAUGACCCUAAACUUUCUGACGUGAAGCAGUUACUAACUUCGAAUGGUUUUCGAGCUGAAUUCAGUUCAGGUGUAUUAUAUAUCAACAAUAUUGCUAGUAUUCGACGUAACGAAGCUGGUCGUUUUCAUGUAGAAGGCUGUGCAUGUGAAGAUUAUUAUAGAAUUAGAGAUAUUGUUUAUGCACAGUUUGCAGUUGUAUAG
Molecule: messenger RNA, 2538 nt
Organism: Thelazia callipaeda (thelaziosis nematode)
Lineage: Eukaryota; Metazoa; Nematoda; Chromadorea; Rhabditida; Thelaziidae
Source: the annotation of a GenBank genome assembly